Messenger RNA from Penicillium soppii, 4326 nucleotides. RefSeq lists its product as uncharacterized. Gene Ontology annotation, cellular component: membrane. The transcript has 16 exons. Gene Ontology annotation, molecular function: ATP hydrolysis activity; ATP binding; ABC-type transporter activity. The coding region runs from base 1 to 4326 and encodes 1441 amino acids. The record is from RefSeq and is a predicted model, not a curated record. Gene Ontology annotation, biological process: transmembrane transport. NCBI's taxonomy places the organism in Eukaryota, Fungi, Ascomycota, Eurotiomycetes, Eurotiales, Aspergillaceae.
AUGGCGACGAUAAAUACAUGUGACAAUCUAUUUGGUCCAGUGGUUGGUGAUAACUGUCGUGGAGGGUUUGAUUUCACAGUUCUCUUUGAAGCUUGGAUCUUGAAUGUCACCCCGGCGGCUUGUUUCCUCUUGCUGGCACCUAUUCGAUUGCUUCAAUUGAGCAAAGAAUCACCAAAAGUCAAAUCAUCGGUGGUUCAAGUGACGACGUUGUUCUUUGCAACCGUGCUGUUGGGCAUUCAAGUCGCUCUGCUCGUGUUCAGUGCAACACAACACAGCCUCGCAGAACAUGUGUCACUUGCUGGUGCUAUCCUCAAUCUGUUCGUGGUGCUCUGCAUGAUCGUGCUACUUCAUUUGGAGUACAGACGAACUGUUAGGCCUUCAUUCCUAGUCUCUACCUACUUGUUUGUAACGGUGAUCCUGGAUAUUCCUCGGGUACGCACAGCCUGGUUGUCAACGGGAAAAACAGAGAACUCGGCAUGCCUCAGCGCGUCUCUGAUCACGAAGCUGCUUAUCUUGAUUCUGGAAAAUGUUCCAAAGCGCAAAUGGCUGUUGCAAAAUGAGAAAUUACAGUCUGGUGAGAGUACCAGCGGUCUUUUUAACAGAGGCCUGUUCCUCUGGUUGAAUGGGUUGCUAAGAACCGGGUACUCAUUGCUUCUCACCGGCGAUAUGCUACCUAGUAUCCACGAGAAGCUAUCAUCCAGUGACCUUUCCGACAAGUUCUCAAGUGCAUGGGAAUCAUGUGAUCAGAAUCGCCAGAACGCAUUGCUGGUGGCUAUUAUCAAGUGCCUCCGCUGGGACAUAGCUGCCAUUGCUUUGCCUCGGCUAGGCUUGGUUGGAUUCAGCAUAGCACAGCCAUUUUUGAUUGGAAAAAUCGUCACAUAUCUGGAAAGCACAGAGUCUAACCCGAAUAUCGGCUACGGAUUGAUAGGAGCAACUGCGAUUGUCUUUAUUGGUGCUGCUAUUACAACGGCCACUUACCAGCAUAUGGGCUUCCGCACUACAACCAUGGCCCGUGGUGGCCUCAUGACUCUUGUCUUUCAGCACAUGAUGACCCUACCUUUGGGCAGCACAGAUGAAUCCAGUGCCAUGUCUCUUAUGGGGGCUGAUAUUGAAAUGCUUGCUGAAUACUUUCAGUCUACGGUCUGUGAAGCAUGGGCUAGUGUUCUGCAACUAGGAUUGGCUGCCUGGCUCCUUGAAACUCAGAUUGGAAUCAUCUGCAUCACACCCAUUCUGGUUGUACUAGCUUUCACCGCCGCAGCAUUUGCUAUGGGUAAUGCUGUAUCUGUUCGACAGAAGACAUGGCUUCAGGCUACCGAGAAACGCAUCAACUUCACCAGCCAAAUUCUUGGGUCCAUACGUAAUGUCAAAUUCUUAGCGUUGACAGAUAUCAUGAAAACGGCUAUUGAAAGAUUGAGGCUUGAAGAGCUAGAGAUCUCCAAGAAAUUUCGCCGUGUACAAACGGCUCGUGUCUGCAUGGUAAACACGCCAAUAAUUGUUGCACAGCUUGCAACUUUUGCGACUUAUGCUAUAGUUGCAAAGGUUCAGGGAUCCGGCGGUCUUUCCGUCUCACAAGCUACCACUGCCCUUUCGUUGAUCAUUCUGUUGAUCAUUCCACUCAUGAGCCUACUGCUAGCUAUUCCGGACACAUAUGCUUCAAUAGGCUGUUUGAAUCGGGUUCAAGAUUUUCUCAGACAACCAAAUCGGGUUGAAAGAAGAAAAUUGCCUCACCUGUAUACCAGCCCUCUCAACAUAUCCCACAACACACCAGGAGUGGAAGUAUCUGAUGAUUUCUCGCUCGGGGCUAGAAGAAGUUCGAUUCCAGAAAAUCAAUCCGGCUUACUUGUCUCCUUGCAAAAUGCUCAUUUCGGCUGGAACACAUCUUCAUCCCAUGGUACAAGGAUAACGCUUGAUUUAUCGCCAUUGCCGACUGGCUCUUUGGUUGCGAUCAUCGGCCCAGUGGGAAGCGGCAAGUCUACAUUUCUCAAAGGUCUCGCAAAUGAAACUUCUGUACUUGAUGGCGACGCUUUUAUAAAGUACCCAGACCUGGCUUUUUGCGAGCAAACACCAUGGCUUACCAAUUCAACAAUCCGAGAAAACAUCGUUGGGGAAAACAAAUGUCUUGCCUUUGAUGCUGAAUGGUAUCGGACCGUCGCUAUUGCCCGGGCUGUCUAUGCUCGCAAACGUAUAGCAUGCUUUGACGAUACUUUGAGCGCCCUCGAUAAUGCCACCGCGCGGCUAGUAUUCAACAAUGUCUUCGGUCCCUCCGGGUUGUUACGUCGAUGCGGUUGCAUGGUAUUUUUGGCGACUCACAGCGUCCAAUACCUCCCACAGACUGACUUUAUAGUCGUACUUGGAGAGUAUGGAACCAUCGUGGAAAAGGGUAGCUACAACCACCUUCUCAAUCGCCCUGGAGGCUACGUACAGCAACUUGGUAUCAAAGCAAAGCAAAUUGACGAACAUGAGACCCAAAGUCAUGACAAUGGUGGAAUUUCAGAGCUCCCAGAAGCCGUGACAAGCACCUCCAAUGCCCCGGCUUCCAUGGAAAAUCGCAAGCAGAUGACUGAUCUGGAUGUCUACAAAUACUACUUUUCUGCCAUGGGCUGGUGGCGAGUAGCUGUGUUGCUGUUCUUCUUGGUGGUGAACGGUGGCGUUGGUGGGUUCCGCUACAUCUGGAUCAGCAUGUGGUCUUCCAGCAAUGAUAGUGCCUCAGGUUCGCGCUUGGGCUACUGGCUUGGAACUUACGGGGUGCUGUCCUUCAUCGAAGCUAGCAGUCUUAUUCUUGCGGUCUACUGGACUUGGGUCAUUGUCGUGCCGGCCGCCUCGAAACAUGCUCACUCCACGGUACUCCAUGCAAGCAUGUGGGCCCCUCUGUCAUUUCUGUCUAAUGUAGACACUGGCUCUCUGGUAACCAGAUUCAGUCAAGACAUGAGGUUGGUGGACAUGGUCCUGCCUCGGGGCUUCAUUUCGACCGGGUUUCAAAUGUUUGCAGGCCUUUCGCAGAUUGCCAUUGCCAUAGCCUCCCUGCCGUACUUAGCCGUGACCGUCCCUUUUCUCAUUGGGAUAUUAGUGAUUGUUCAACGCUUUUAUUUGCGAACGUCUCGCCAGUUGCGUCUUUUAGAAAUUGAGCUCAAAAGCCCUCUUUACACUCACUUCAUCGAAUCUCUGGCUGGCAUUGUUACCAUUCGUGCCUUCUCAUGGACAAGUGCCUCGACCACCAAGAUGCAGCAAUUACUCGAUAAAGCACAAAAGCCAUUUUAUCUUCUGUUGUGCAUCCAGCAGUGGCUCGAGCUUGUGCUGAAACUCAUCGUCGCCGCUUUGACUGUCAUCCUAGUAGGGGCAGCCGUAGCUUUACGUGGCCACGUAAGUCCCGGUCUGUUGGGUAUUGCACUGAUCAUGAUGAUGGAUCUGGGACAGGUUCUUUCACAAUUGAUUCAGAACUGGACACUUCUCGAAACUUCUUUGGGUGCAAUUGCAAGAAUUAAGGAGUUCUCGGAAGACACCCCAAGCGAAGAAGCUGAUGUGACGUUCGAGCAACUGCCGAACCCAGAAUGGCCGACUCGUGGUCAGAUAUCGUUCGUUGAUGCCGUCAUCACGUAUGGCUCUGAAGCCUCGGAGCCCGUGUUGCAUGGCAUCAACCUCGAUGUUCAUGCAGGCGAGAAGAUUGGGCUGUGCGGUAGAACUGGAAGCGGAAAAAGCACUUUGGCGUUAUCACUACUCCGUCUCAACGAGGUAGUAUCGGGUCAGAUCUUGAUCGAUGGACAAGACAUCUCUGCUGUACCUCGAUCGUUGAUACGGCACCGUAUCAGUGCUCUCAGCCAAGAGCCUUUCCUUUUCCCAGGUACCAUUCGGCAGAAUGCUGACCCGCUGGGUGUUUCUGCCAAUGCCGAUAUUAUCGAUGCCCUCAAAAAUGUCGGCGUAUGGAACACUCUCGUGUGUGCUUCGACUAGCGGCGUUCAUGACGUGGCGUUGCUAGACGAGACAUUGACUGAUACAACCUUGUCAGAUGGUCAAAGGCAACUAUUUUGUCUAGCUAGGGCUCUCCUCAAAAAGAGUAACAUCCUAAUACUAGAUGAACCAACAAGCAGCUUGGAUACAGAGACCGAUGCCAAAGUCCAGAGAGUCAUUCGACAGGAGUUCCCGAACUGUACCAUCAUCAUGGUCGCGCAUAGAGUUCAUACUAUGCUUGACUUUGACCGAGUGGUAGUUCUUGACAAUGGCCGAAUCUUAGAAAACGGACAUCCUUCCGCAUUGCUCACAACCAAGGACAGUGUUUUCUCCAGUCUACAUCGCCUGGAGCAGUCCUUGACAAGAGAUAUGGGAGUUUGA